Messenger RNA from Aspergillus fumigatus Af293, 1344 nucleotides. Its product is annotated as putative MFS transporter. The record is from RefSeq and is a predicted model, not a curated record. Gene Ontology annotation, cellular component: membrane. Lineage: Eukaryota; Fungi; Ascomycota; Eurotiomycetes; Eurotiales; Aspergillaceae. Gene Ontology annotation, biological process: transmembrane transport. Gene Ontology annotation, molecular function: transmembrane transporter activity.
AUGCUGUCUGCGACCGCGCUGAUAACAUGGGCACCCAAAUGUAGCGAGAGUCACUUCUACAAGAAGAGUAGCAAGGAUAUUGUGCCGAGCCCUUGCUUCACGACCAAGGCUACAACUAUUGGUUUUUUGCGCACAGUACUUGAAACUGGUGACUUGAGCAUGGAUACCGAAGCAAAGAAGCUCAGCUCUGCAGCUUCGACUGAGGCAGAUGCCGCUUUAGGUUUCCUUGCCUCAGAAGGAACGGCGGCAUUUACUGAGAUUGUUGAAGAGAAGCUUGUUCGUAAGAUUGACUGGACGAUCGUACCACUUAUGUGGUACAAGAGGAAUGGCAAGGUGUAUCUCUCGUGGCGGGGACCCUUGCUAACCUUCGCAAAACAGCCCAAGCGGAUAGGUUUCUGGUAUUUAGGUACUGGAACUGCCACCAUCAUCGGAGCUCUCGUUGCACACGGACUCCUCUUCUAUACAGGUGGCUGCUUCCGGUCCUGGCAGAUCAUGUUCCUCAUCUUUGAGCUGAUCACCAUCGCUGUGGGAAUAUGUUUCAUGAUUUUCCUCCCAGACAAUCCCAUGGCGUCCCGGCUGGCCCAUGAGGAGAAACUGUUCGCGAUUGAGAGUCUCCGGGAGAAUCGGACAGGUAUCGAGAACAAGCAUUUCAAAAUGUACCAAUUCGUAGAAGUAUUCAAGGACCCCCCGACCUACUUCAUCGCCGUGAUCGUGGCCGCAAUGAACAUCUCCAACGCCGCCAUCAGCAGUUUCUCCGUGCUGAUCAUCAGAAGCUUCGGCUACACGACCAAGGAAACCGAGCUGCUCACCAUCCCGGGCGGUGUGGUCAGCGUUAUUAGCAUUGUCACAGGCACAUAUCUGGCCGGUCGUUUUGAUCAGCGAUGCCUGAGCCUCAUAGGGAUCCUUGCCUGCGGACUCCUCGGAGGCUGCUUGAUGGCAUUCUCCCAUGAGGAAACGAAAGCCGCCGAGCUAGCUGGCAACUAUCUGACCACCUGUGUCGGGGCCGCUCUGCCGCUGAUGUACUCCAUCUCUGGUGCUAAUGUCGUAGGCCACACCAAGAAAGUCACCCUGAAUACUAUCGUGCUGAUGUCGUUCUGUCUCGGAAAUAUUCUAGGUCCGUUGACGUUCCGCACGGAAGACGAGCCAGACUAUAUGCCAGCGAAGAUUGCGAUCGUGGCAACGGUCUCAGUAGCGGUUGUUUUUUCUGUCCUGUUGAAGUGCUACUAUAUGUAUGAGAAUCGGCGUCGCGACAUACAGGCCGAGGGACAUGGUCCGGAGAACUCUGACUUUUUUGGAUCUGACGGACAGGGAGAAUCCGGUCGUCUACGGUAUAGCAUGUUCUGA